Molecule: messenger RNA, 5951 nt
Organism: Galleria mellonella (greater wax moth)
Lineage: Eukaryota; Metazoa; Arthropoda; Insecta; Lepidoptera; Pyralidae
Product: biorientation of chromosomes in cell division protein 1-like 1
Exons: 18
Coding region: 223-5223 (1666 amino acids)
Source: RefSeq, a predicted model, not a curated record
CUUUUUUAUUCAAAGUACUACUGUUUUUUUAAACAUUAUCAUUUCUUUCAAGGAAUAUGUAAAAUUAUUAAAUACGAAUUAAUUUUUUACCUCCAUCAUUCUGUUAUCGAUUUUAUAAGUAUUAAAUUAUUAUUUGCAGUUGUGAUUGUUAAAUAUAACCUUCAUAUUGUUAUUUCACAAUUUUCCAUCACUAAAACCUGCCGAUUACCGGCUCCCUCCAAAAUGUCAGGGAGAUCCUACACAAUGAAAGAAAUGAGGAGCAUUGUGGAGUAUUUAGUUACUCACCGAGCAUAUGGUGAGGUUAGAGGAAAAAAAAUGUGGAUGGACUUUGCAAGUACUUCUCAAACAACUAGGACAUGGCAAAGUUUGAAGGAGACAUUUUUGAAGAGAAUUCUACCGGACAUACACAAUCCAUAUUAUAAACUAACCAAGGAACAAAUACAGAGCUUUAGGCAAGGGUAUGAUAUUGAAAAAAGAGAAAAAAGCAAGCUUGAAGUAUGCCCUGUUGAUGAAGUGUCAACAUCGAAAGUUGAAAGUUCGAAUAAAGCCCAGCCCAGUACAAGUAAUGACAAUGAUGGAGAAAAAGCAUCAGGUGAGGAACCUCUACCUUCCAAAAUACCACAACAUAACCGAGCUUCUACUGAAACUAUUGUACUUGAUCCUGAGGAAGUACAGAAGGAGUUGGAGUCACCAAGGCCUGAUAAAAGGAGAGAGUCACUUGAUGAAAAUGUAUUUAAUAAAACACUAAGGGAUUUUAUAACUUAUGCAGAACCACUGACUCCAAUUUUACAUGAAGUCUUACAUGAUUUUGCUACUGAUGAAUCGGAUGAAUCAAGCAGUGAGCCAGUUUUAAAGAUAGAUGAAAAUGUAAUAUCUGAAAAUGAGAAAGAAUUAUCGAAAAACCAAUCGGAAAAUAAAUCUAAACAUAAUUGUGUUGAUAAUAAUAUUGUAGAAUCUAAUAUUGAUAAAGAAUCCGAAACUGUCUCUUCAUCUAUUGUUGUUGUUAAUGAUGCAGAAAAUGCUGUUGACAGUACCCAAAAUAAAGAAGCUGAUCAAAACAAUCAUGCAGAAAAUAAUUUAACUUCAGAAGGAAGUAUUAAGAAAAAUGAUGAGACCACUAAAGAAAAAACAAACACACAAAAUAGCUCUGGUAGCACGAAUGAUACAGCUUUGCCAGGGAAUCAAGAACAAUUUGCAUGUAUAAAUCUUCAGAAAGUAAAUUUAGUCAAUGAAGAGCCAAAUAAAACUAUCGGUAAUAAUAAACUGAAAUUAUCUAGAAAGAGAGCAAAUUCACACGAUAUUUUAACUAAUACUGAAAUAAAAAAAAUGUCGAAAGAAAACAAUAAACAUAAAUCAAUAUCUGAAGCUGGUUCUGGUACAGAAGAUAAACAAAAUUACUUUAAACACCCUUCAACUUUAACAAGCAAAGAUAGAAGAGAACCCAAGAAACAGUCUAAUGAUGAAUGUAUAACAGAUAAAAGCAAAGAAGACACAAAUAACACAGUCCAAAGGAGAUCACCAGACAGUAGAAGUGAUGAAAUGCCUUCUUCUCAAUUAAAUCCUUGCCUAAAAAGUGUAAGUCUAUUUGCUGAGCAGUUUAACACAAAUAAAUAUUCUGACUCCGAAUCUGGUGAAGAAAUGAAAAAUACAAAUGUUAAAAAAGACUAUAAAAAUGAAACUAAAGAUGCACAAAGCUCCGUUGAUCCUCCAAGAGAAAAUAACCAAGAUAAAGGAAAUAAUGUUAAUAAAAAUCAACACACUGUAAAUAUUGACAAGGUAGUAAUUUUAAAUUCACAAUCUGAAUCUGACUCCGAAAGUAAAGAUAUACGACCAGAAAGAAACCAAAACAAACGAAAAGACAUACAAUUUAUUAAUAAAAUACAGAGAGAAAAAGCUAUAGCUAGUAUAUUUGGAUUUUCUAGUGGUGGAAUUGUUAGAAAACGCAAGAGGAAUCUAAGUUGUCAAAAGCCAUCCACAUCACAUCGUUUUGCCCCAAGUUAUCUAAAUAAUAUAAGUGUAGAAUCAAGCGAAUGGACAUCAGAGAGUGACAGUGAAUACAUAUCGCCUCCUCGUAGUCGCAAGUACAGACAAACUAGAAAAUAUUUAAAACCAAAAUCAGCCCGUAUAUUAUCCUUGCAAGAGGAAGGCGGCUUGUUCGUUAUGCAUGGAAAGAGAAUCUAUCCACUUGUAAAAGACGGAAAUAUUAUCAAAAAUUACCUAACCUAUGAAUCUGAUAGUGAUAAAGAAGACGACCCUAGCUACUGGAAGAAAAAAUAUGAAGAGGAAAGAAAAAAAACUGAAGAAUUAAAAGUAUUACUGGAUGUGGCUAACGAAUCGGAGAAGUCAAGAGAAGUUUCUCCUAUACUUCCCGUACACUCACUACGACCAUUAUCAAGUUCACACAAUUGUCCAUCGCCAAGGAAAGCCAAUGAAAAUAAGGAACAACUUCCUGUAAAAGUAGAGAAAAAAGAAAAGAACGCAGAAGAGAAGACAGUAAAAAUUAAAUUUACAAAAAAUAAUGAGGAGUUACAAUUAGAAGGCCACUGGUCAAACAUUCACCCAGUUCUUGCUGAAGUGGUGCAAAUUUUUAACAAAGAAGAAAAGGAUGCUGUCAAAGAUAUUCCCGUAGCCUCUAAUGGUCACGUGAUUGGGCGAUGUAAUGGUGACGUGAAUCAUGUUGCAACUAUACCAAUUAUUAUUACACCUGAUACCACUGCGCCUAUUGCCACUGCGGCUGUUACAGCUGCACCAGUUGAUGAAGAUGUCCGUGACAAAGUGAAUAAAUUAGAGAGUGAGAUUUUCAAAGAAAUAGAAGAAAGAGACAAGGAGCAAUUAGAAGAAUUUAAUACUGAAAACAAUGUUACUAAUAGGAAGAGGCCUGGCAGGCCGCCAAAAUCAUCGAUUUCAAAUGAAAAACCGUCAACCAGAAACUCUUCGCCACGUCCAAAGAGAACUAAGAAAUCCAACAACGAAAUAGAAAAUAACAAUGUAAACUCAGUAGCAACUGUUGAGAAUAUCUCGACGCCACGGCCAAAACGGAAAGUAAAUACGCCCAAGAAAAUUAUAGAAGGAUCCACCGACAUUCCUGCCAAUACUGAUACUAAUAUCACAAAUAGAAAUUCAAGAUCCAAUCUUGUGAAGACUGAUAAUGAUGUCCCUGAUGAUGAUGAAGUACGGUACAUGUUUCCACCAAACAAGCAAACUCAGAGGAAAUCUGCCGUGUAUAUCAACAAAAAACAGAAACCAAGCAGAAGCUUAACGGACAUCCAUAAAUUAUUUGCUUCGCCUAAUCAAUCACUGAAGUCUAUAGAUAGCACCCAAGGAUAUCAAGAUUCCGAUGUAAGCCCAUCCUCAGAACGUAUAAUCAUAAGACGUAAAAGGAAAUCGAGUCUGUGUAAUGUAUUACGCAAAAACAAAAUUAGAGUACGAUAUACUCGAAGGAAAUCUUAUCCUUAUUUUGCUGAUGAUAAUUCCAGUGAAUCUAGUAAUCAAUCAAAUUUUAUAAUACGCAAACGUAACACCUCCUUGAAUCCUGAAAUAUACAAAUCGGAGUCUUAUCAAUUGUUGAUGCCGCAACAACGAUGUAAUUUUAGAGUUUUGGAAAAAAUAGAAGAAGACCACACUGUGACGAAAGAAUUGACUAAGAACAACACUAGUGAACCUAUGGAACGUGUUGAAAAUGAAAUUGAUGGAAAACGUCUCAAAAUACAGGCAGAUAUUGAUUCCAACGACUCUGUUCGCGGCAAUUCAGAAGCCGUAAACUCGAGUAGUAUAUCUUUGCCCUUAUCACCUGAACUAUCAAUUGUAGAACAGUUGUCUGUAAGCAGAGAGCUAUUAAAAAGCAUGCAAAACCAACCUAGUAUUAAUGAAAUGCAAGCUGCUAAUGAAAAGGCUAAUGUAUGUGCAGAUUACAAUAAGUACUUGAUUUCUGAACUAGAUGUCAGUAUGCCAUUAAUGGGGCAAACGUGUAACAUUCAAAAGAACCCGCCACCAGAACAUAAUCGGUUCCUAGCAAAUGCACCAACUAUUUCAGAGUCAUUAUUGGAUCAAAUAGAUUAUGUAAAUAUUAAAGACGCUCCAUCUAUAUCUGAUUCGUUGGACCAAAAACUAAGAGAUUUACUAUUGGAGAGUGCUAAAAAGAUACAAGAGCCACAAACAACUAGAGACGUUUCGAAUAAAAAUAAUGCGGCUACACCAGAAAUCGAUUUGAAAAAGAAGGCAAAAACUAAGAAACGUUGCUCGACACCGUGUAAACGCAAAAAUACGCAGAAAUCUAAGCUACCCAAAAUAGACCCUGUCGUUGAGGAAGAACGUAUGGAAUUCUGUUCUUAUAACGGUAGAACAUCUUGUCCGCCUAUUCAGAUCGUGACUAGUGAACAUACCGAAAAUAACGCGAACAUAAAUGAUUCUAACGUACGUAAAGAAUCGCUUAGUGAUAAUAAAAUAAGAAAAAGAAUAAAAAAGGAUGUUCUCAAAGUUAAAAUAUUGAGACCUAAGAUUAAGAACCCAAAAAAAGAUAAGGAUUUAGGGAGUAAACCGAAAGACUCUAGCAGAGCAUCUGUACAAACUGAUAGUGGUAUAAAUGACGCAUCACAUUUAUUUAUACAAAGCUUAAAUGAUAGCAUUGAUCUUAUUCACAAUCAUUCGGAUACCUGUCUGCAAACAAAUGAAUGCAUAGACAGUGUUGAAUUGAUAGAGGCCAAAGAGUCAAUUAUAACAUUGAAUUCAAAUUCUGACGAUUCAUUUGACAAACGUUUAUUAGUUACCAGAGACAACAGAUCGUUGUCAAGUGAAUUAUUUUGCAAUAAUGCUCAAGAUGGGACCAAUGUAACAUGUGCUACCUCACUAAAAUCCGCAUCGAAUAGUGAUACAGUAUACCAAAGUCCUGUUGGUAGCGAACUGUCCCCAAAUAGCCUCAUAACAGAAGAUUUAUCCGACGAUUUACCUUGUCUUCCUUUAGAGUCGUCUCUUCCUAACGUUCCCACUAAUAAAUGGUACCUGUUCAGUGAAGAUGAAGUUACAAAUUCAUACCUUCAGGCACCUAGUGUUGGUGCUAACCUUAACCAAAUAUUCCCGAUAACGUGUGCAGUGCCUGACCUUUCCACUAUUACUGAAAUGUCUAAAGAAAAUGACGACAAUAGUAGAAAACCAGCAUUCAAUAAUAAUGAAGGUACAAAUACAAAUUUUAAUUCCCAGAGUUUGUCUAAUUUGUUUAUGAGCUAAAAAAUAACUUUAUACACCUAUCCCCCGAUUUACACGGUACUUGUUUUACACGUUUUCGCUUUUACACGGUUUUCCAAAUAAGUUUUUUUUUUUGUUUUUAUUGCACUCUACUAAAUGCUACUGUGUUUGAACACGUGCACUGUGUACACAUCUCACGGGGAAUCCCGAGCUUAUGUGCUGACUUGCUGCACAUGCACACUGUGUCUGUAUUUCUUCGCAUAAAAUUAAAGUUUUAUCUACGGAAAAUUGUAUUUGAGUGAAAGUUUCAGUGUCAGAAAGAUUUAAUUUUUCAGUUUAAUGUAUUGUAAUUAAAUAAAAAAAACAGUGUUUCCGUAAUAUAUUACAUAUUUUAACCUGUCAAUGCAUUUUAUUUUUAUUUCUGUGUACACCUAAAAAUAUUGAAAAAAAUCACAACUGUUAAAUAGCAAAAUUAUGCAUUUUCUGCAAGCUUUUCGAUUUACACGGUUUUGACUUGAAAAUUUUUAAUUUUCGAUUUACACGUUUUUCUCAGGAACGUAUCUACCGUGUAAACCGGGGGAUAGGUGUAUAUGAGUACCUGAUGACAUGUUUAUUUAUUGUUAGAUAUAUUUUAUAAUUUUUGUUUCUGUUAAUAUAAUAAUUGUUAAUUUUUUAUCUGUUAAUUAAUGUUCCAUGAGGUCAUGCUAUAAACUUAUCUAUAAUUAUUAUGAUUUAUAAAAGACAAUUCACUAUAAAUAAAAUAUGAUAUA